CAGCGGCCUCGGGAGGGUUGCAGCCGUGGCGGUUUCUGCUGCCGCUCUCGCCUUCCCUCCGCUUCCCGUCCUGGCCGAGGCCGAAGCUCUUUGGCACCACUGAAGAUGAGUCCCCCCGCAGCUCUGCGCGCUUCCUGCAGUGGCCGACCGAGCCCAUUCAUCUAGCGACUGGUCUCUCUUGCAAUUAUGGAGAUCUAAAAACUAGAUCGUGCGGAGGGGGAAAUCCCCCUUCCCCCUCCUUCAUUUGCCUUCUGGAUUCUCCCCUCCCCCUGGACAAUAAUAUAAUGUUUUGUAGAUAAAGAAAUGAAGACUUGAAAUAUAAAUUUAUAUUGUUGAAAGUAUUUAUUUUUUUAAAUGCCACGCCUUAACAGCACAAUGAUUCCCAUGGCAGCUGUCUAAAAUCAGAUUACAUACCUGGAAACCAUGGACUAUAUGUGAAGCAGUAGCAGAAGCGGAGGACCCCCAUAGUGUACGUACAGGGGCUUCUUUUAUAGAGGCAGCAGCAUAGGAAACAAGUAAGAUGAAUCCUUUGAUGCCUGACUGCACUUUGAAAUGUCGAUCCUUGCAGCAUGCUUUAGAUAUUAUUUCUGUGGUGACACAAGGACGUGAAGGCCAGAUCAAGGCCUUCCUCACUUCUCACUGUUACAAUGCAGCAACGUGCAAGGAUGUCUUUGGCCGGAAUGCUCUCCAUCUUGCCUCAUCCUGUGGUAAGAAAGGAGUGCUGGAGUGGCUGGCAGAAACAAAUGGAGUGGAUCUGUUGGCAAAGGACAAGGAGUCGGGGUGGACUGCUUUGCAUCGAGGCAUCUUCUAUGGGCAUAUAGAUUGUGCAUGGUCACUAAUGAAGCAUGGUGUGAGCUUAUACAUACAGGAUAAAGAAGGCUUAUCUGCUUUGGAUCUUGUAAUGAAGGACAGACCCAGUUAUGUUACUUUCAAGAAUACUGAUCCUACAGAUGUCUACACUUGGGGAAACAAUAUAAAUUUUACUUUGGGGCAUGGUGGUCAACAGAGCAAACAUCAUCCUGAGUUGGUGGAUCACUUUCCUAGGAAUAGUAUUUAUGUCAAACAGGUGGUGCUCUGUAAAUUUCACUCUGUGUUCCUGUCCCAGAAAGGACACAUUUAUACCUGUGGACAUGGUCAAGGAGGCCGCUUGGGUCAUGGUGAUGAACAGACUUGCUUGAUCCCUAGACUGGUGGAAAGCCUAAUGGUUCAUCAGUGCUCUCAAGUGGCUGCUGCUAAAGAUCAUACUGUUGUGUUAACAGAAGAUGGAUGUGUGUACACCUUUGGCCUGAAUACCUUUCAUCAGCUGGGUAUUCUUCCUCCUCCCCCUAAUUGCAGUGUUCCCAGACAGGUUCAAGCAAAAAAUCUCAAAGGAAGAAUGGUGACUGGUGUAGCUGCAGGCAGGUUCCAUACAGUGCUAUGGACAAAUGAAGCAGUGUAUACAGUGGGACUGAAUGGUGGACAGCUAGGACACUUGUUAGAUCCUAAUGGAGAAAAGUGCAUUACUUCUCCUCGCCAAGUCUCUGCUCUGUAUCAUAAAGAUAUUACAGUAUCCUUUGUUACUGCAAGUGAUGGUGCCACAGUUUGCGUUACUGAAAGAGGAGAUAUCUAUUUGCUCACUGACUAUCAGUGCAAGAAGAUAGCUUCCAAGCAACUAAACCUAAAAAAGGUUCUUGUUAGUGGAGGAUAUUUGGAAUACCGAGUUAAUCCUCAACAUCUUAAAGAAAAUGAAGGUCAGCGGAUCUGUAUUCUUGCCUUGGAUGAAGCUGGAAGAGUGUUUUGCUGGAAAUCUGCCAACAGUCCUAUGAAGCAAUGCCGAUGGGUCUACGGCCGCCAAGUCUGCAUAUCUGAUAUUUCUCUAAAUAAGAAUGAAUUGAUGUUUGUUACGCAGGAUGGUGAAGCUUUCAAAGGAAAGUGGUUGGAUGGGAAUAAAAAUUCACAAAAGAAAGAGAUUGUGUCAAAUCUUCAGAAUUCCACCCAUAAUGUGGCCCCUAACGAUACAAACAGCGCGUGUGAACGAAUACAACUUGAGAAGCUCGCUUUUGUUCAUAGAGCUGUCAGUAUUACCACAGAUCCAAAUGGAUGCAACUUUGCUGUUUUACAGUCAGAUCCUAAAACAAGUCUCUACGAAAUUCCAAGUGUGUCACUGUCUAACUUUGCUGAGGAUUUUGGCAAAUUACUUGGGGAAGCAGAAGUUAUGGACACUAUCCAUGAUGUGACUUUUCAAGUUGGCACCAGGAUUUUUCCUGUGCACAAGUAUAUUUUGGCGAUGCGCUCUGAUUUUUUUAGGAAGCUCUUUGUUUCAGACCACGAUUGGCUAGAUCCUCCCGAUCUUUACCGUAAAGAUGAAGAUGAUGUUGGUUGUGAUCUGUUUGUGAUAGAAAGACUUCACCCAGACUUGUUCAUGUACCUUCUGCAGUACAUUUACACAGACUCGUGUGAUCUCUUGAUUCAUGGUUGCAAACCCAAAAUGAUAUACAAGGAAAAAAUGGAAGAACUUCAAGACAGCUUAAUUUCAAACUUUAAUAAAAUAACCAUUCGUGAAGAUAUUAAUAAGAAGUCUGCAUUUGAGGUUUACAGAAGUAAUCAGGCACAGCUUGUAAAUGAAACCCAGAAAAGCAAACUAAAAUCAGCUUCUAAGAAAUGCAAAGUUGCUGGAGAAGAAAUGAAUCUCAUUAAAAUGUUACAAGCUGCUGCAAAGAAGUUUGGACUGAGCAGCUUAAAUUCAAGAUUAGAUGGAGUCAGAAUAGAAAAUGGGAAAAUCAAUGUUGUUAACAGAAAACAUGGAAACAGACCAAAGCUGAACCAGAAAAAACUCUCAUACCUCUGUGAUGUGACCAUGAAGUCUAUAGAUGGAAAGGAGUUCCCAUGUCACAAAUGCAUACUCUGUGCAAGACUUGACUACUUCCAUAGCAUGCUUAGUAGCUCCUGGAUUGAGGCAUCACGUUGUGCAGCGCUGGAAAUGCCAUUCCCUUCUGACAUCCUGCAGGUCAUCCUUGAUUAUAUAUAUACUGAUGAAGCUAUUGCAGUAAAAGAUUCUCAGAAUGUGGAAUUUAUCUGCAAUGUCCUUGUGGUAGCAGACCAGCUCCUCAUAUUACGACUGAAAGAAAUAUGUGAAGUAGCCAUUACAGAAAAACUUACUUUAAAGAAUGCUGCUGAGCUUCUGGAGUUUGCAGCAAUGUGUAAUGCUGAACAAUUGAAACAGUCUUGCUUGCAGUUCAUAGUGCUAAAUAUGGCAGCUGUACUUGAAACAAGGGCUUUGGAUGUUUUAAGUGAUGAUGUUUUGAAGGACCUUUCUGUGUCUUAUAGAAAAAUGAUUCCAGCUAUGGUCAGGAGAGUAAUUACUCCAUAUCAAGAUGGCCCAGAUAUCAGUUCAUUGGAGCCUGAGGAAGGAGAAACCUUUGUGUUCCUAAAAGAAGAACUAUGUACAGAGCAAGCUACUCAGGAAGCUCUCCUCAAAAAGGCAAAAGCUAAAGCUAAAAAGAAGCCUCGAAAACGGUCAGACAGCUCCGGAGGAUAUAAUUUAUCGGAUAUAAUUCAGAGUCCACCCUCCACAGGGCUUCUGAAACUGGAUAAAACUAACUCUGUUGAAUCCCUUCCUGAAAUGCUGACCUCUGAUUCUGAAAGUAGCUAUGUGGGAGUGAAUAGUCCCCGAGAUUUGCAGUCUCCUGACUUCACAGUAGAAUUCCAUACAGAUAAGGUGGAGGUGAAAGAAAGGAUAUGUGUUUCCAGUGCAGUUGUUGCACAUGCCAAUAAAGAGGUAAAAGCCAGUGAAGAAACAUUACUGCAAAAAAAAUCACCACCACGCUGCAUUCCUAAUAACAGAAACACCUCUGCAGGCUCCUCCAAUUGGGUUGUCAGCUCUUUUAGUCCUGCCAGUCCUCCUGCUAUGGAUUUAAGAACUAUUAUGGAGAUCGAAGAAAACAUGCAAAAAUGUGGAACCAUGCCAAAGAUGAAUUCAGGCCGACCUGCUUCACAUGGGAAUAAGCUUUCUCAGAAGCAAAGGAAGUUGAUUGCCAUGGCUGCUAAGGAUGGCAGCCCAGAGAUCAUGCCAGAUGCAGCCUUGUUACCUACACCUCGAAAAGCUACAAAGCCAGGGAAUGUGUGGGCUACUUCAAUGCAUUCUGCAUUGCCAAAAUCAUUCCGUGAUCUCCUAGUCAAGGAAGAAAAGUCUUUCGGAGUAGGUACUAGUUCCAGAAAAGACUGGGUUAAAGAACUUGAGGAUACACAAACUGCAAAGUCUAUAAGACUCACCAAUGAUCUUGAGGCAGAAAAUGACCCUUCUUGUGAACCAGUACAUUCAGAGAGUCAAAAUCCUUGGUUAGCAACAUCCUCGCCAGGUCUUGCUGCUGCAACAUCCAUCACAUUUGCAGAGAUUGUAGAGGAAGAGCUCCAGCAAGAAGCUGCUCUUAUCCGUACUAGAGAGAAACCUUUAGCCUUGAUCCAGAUAGAAGAACGUGCUAUUCAGGAUCUGUUAAUUCACUAUCAAGCGUCCAGCAACCCGGAUGAGUUUGUUGUUGUUGAAAGAUCUCCACAGGGGCCAAUAGCAGCUCCUAUGUGGAACAAGCAUUGAUGAAGAAAGCUCCUUAUGGAUUUGGAGAAGAUAUGGGGACUGCAUGAAUCUGGGAUUGAUUACAUGGUUGUUCUUGAAUAAGAACGAAGGCAGUUAUGUGUCCAUUUCUUUUCAACCCAUUGCCUGCUAUGCGUUUUCCCUACCAAACUGAUUACUAGGCUGUGCCGCUUCUAUAGGAUGCCAUUUUAAUUUGGAGUUGAAAACUACUAAGCUGAUCUAUGAUACUUCUCCCUCCCUUCCACCCACCUGCCAAUUAGCAAAAAGUGUAAUAGUGGUGUUGCUUUCCAGUUACCAAAGACUGAAUUAUCACAACCAUGCAUACGUUUUGAAUUAAUGGGAUUGUGUGGUCAUCUCAAAUGUUCAUUUUCCUAAGAUUGUACCCAGUUUUUGUGUAGUAACAAAAAGCUCUGUCUACUGAAGUAAUGGUAUCAAGGUUCUAUUAUGCUUGUGUGAAUGUGGAUGCCCCCCUGCCCUGCUUUCUGAAAAGUACUCCUAGCCAUCAUGCCUUAUACAAUGGGUGAGACUGUGCUGCAGUGAUGAUCUUGUACUGCCCUGGGUAUGGUUUCCAUUAAUGUAAGGGGAGUCCAAACUACAAUCGAAGCUCUUAAAAUAAGAAAUAGGAAGUGACAGCCCUUUUUUGAUUGAAAAGUGGCAAAAUGGAGAUGAGGUAAGCAGCAGCAUGCUGAACUACAACACAUUUCAGGAAAAAGCAUUGAAACUACAGAAAUGAGUACAUUUUGAUAAUUCUGCAUUUGUAACAAGUAUUGAUACCUUUUUGAGUACUGUGUAUUCAAAAUUCUCUGAUCGAGGGUAGCUUUUUGUUGUUGGAAGACUUUAAAAGAUUGUUAGUUCUAGUAAAUAACAUGUUAUUGGUAUUUUUUGGUGGUUGUUGUUCAAGGAUGGGGGGUUGGUUUGGUAGCUUGUGGUUGGAUUUACUAGUUAUUACAAUAAUCUCAGCAUUUAUUGGUUUUGGAUAAACUGGAGCUACAGUGAUUUACCCGAGUGAGCAUUCAUACCAUUAUGAGAGAAUGAUUCAUGUCUGUUAUCUAAUGUAGUUGCAGCUCACUGUUUUGGAUUAAAUGCCAAGAAUAACUGUGUGGAAAAGCAAACUGCAAUAAAGAACAAAAUGGAUCAGCACAAGGUACUACAGGA
This is a messenger RNA of Eublepharis macularius, 5722 nucleotides long. RefSeq names its product inhibitor of Bruton tyrosine kinase (gene IBTK). NCBI's taxonomy places the organism in Eukaryota, Metazoa, Chordata, Lepidosauria, Squamata, Eublepharidae. The transcript has 29 exons. The record is from RefSeq and is a predicted model, not a curated record. The coding region runs from base 521 to 4570 and encodes 1349 amino acids. Gene Ontology annotation, cellular component: nucleoplasm; cytoplasm. Gene Ontology annotation, biological process: negative regulation of protein phosphorylation. Gene Ontology annotation, molecular function: protein kinase binding; protein tyrosine kinase inhibitor activity.